AGUAGGUCUACAGCAGGGAAGCUGCCAUUAGCCACCAGCUAGCAAACAGCUAACUUAGCUCGCUAGCACUGCCAACCGGAGCUCAGCGCAUGGAAUUAAGGUGUGCAUGUCUCAUGAAGCACUGAUGUGAAAGACAGUGGAAGAAGGUGUGCGCAGUAUCAGAAUGGAUGGACAGACUCAAAGGAUUCAGCUUGUGUCAGCAGACAACAGCAUGGCUUUAGGACACAGAAUCCAGAUUGUAACUGACCAGCAGACUGGGCAGAAGAUCCAGAUCGUCACAGCACUGGAGCCGUCUUCCCCUGGAAAGCAGCAGUUUAUCUUAGCAAAUGCUGAUUAUUCCCCUGGUGGGAAGGUGAUUCUUGCCAAGCAGGAAGGCUCGCCCAACAAGGUCAUCCUCGCUACUCCAGACGGGUCUGGGGUUAACCAGCUGCUGUUUGCCUCCCCUGAACUGGCUGGGCAGCAGAUUCAGUUUGUGACUGAAGGCUCAGACCAGUCUAUUGUCAAGCCUGUUGUGGAGUACUGUGUUGUCUGUGGGGAUAAGGCCUCGGGGCGUCAUUACGGAGCUGUCAGCUGUGAGGGCUGUAAGGGCUUCUUCAAACGCAGCAUAAGGAAGAAUCUGGUGUACACAUGCAGGGGCUCUGGAGAGUGUGCCAUUAACAAGCUACACAGAAACCGCUGCCAGUACUGUCGACUGCAACGCUGUAUAGCUCUGGGCAUGAAACAGGAUUCUGUACAGUGUGAGAGGAAGCCUGUCGAAGUGACCACCCGAGAGAAAUCCGUCAACUGUGCAGCCUCCACUGAAAAGAUCUACAUCCGCAAGAACCUAUGUAGCCCCCUGGCUGCCACACCCACUUUUGUAUCUGACAAGGAAACUGCUCGGUCAACAAGUUUGCUUGAGUCAAGUAUGCUGCUCAACAUUCAACAGCCCUUCUCCAAGCUGGAAAACACCAUCUUGAUUCCAACAUCCCCUGACAAGCAGGAUGACCCAUCACAAGGUGACCUUGGUACACUAGCAAAUGUAGUGACAUCCCUCGCUCACCUCAACAAGACCAGGGAGGCAAGUGACAGUGGCAAUGACCUGAUGGGAGCUGAAACGCUUAGCAAUGGUGACAGCUCAAUGACAGACAUCCAAGGAGAUGAACAAACUGCAAGUGAUAUCACGAGAGCUUUCGACACCCUGGCCAAAGUCCUGCACCCUACUGAUGGUUCAGCAGGAGAGUCUUUGGAAGCCACAAUGCAGCUGAUGUCAGGGGACCAGUCGGGUCCUGUGGUGGAGCUGGAGGGGGCUAUACUUUCUGACAGCCAUAUCCCUUUCAAGCUUAUGAUGCCUUUGCCUGUGCCAGAGUACCUCAAUGUCAACUACAUCUGUGAGUCAGCUUCCCGGCUACUUUUUCUCUCUAUGCACUGGGCACGCUCCAUACCUGCCUUUCAAACCCUUGGUGGUCAAGACAAUGACAUUAAUUUGAUGAAAGCCUGCUGGAAUGAACUUUUUGCCCUGGGUCUGGCACAGUGUUCCAACGUUAUGAAUGUUGGUACCAUCUUAAGUGCCAUUAUCAGCCAUCUGCAGACCAGCUUACAGGAAGACAAACUUUCCCCAGAGAGAGUAAAACUAGUAAUGGAGCACAUCUGGAGGAUGCAGGAGUUCUGUAACAGCAUGUCUAUUCUGGCCCCAGACUCUUACGAAUACGCCUACCUCAAAGCCAUUGUUCUCUUUAGUCCUGAUCACCCAGGCAUAGAUAAUACCCCGCAGAUAGAGAGGUUCCAGGAGAAAGCCUACAUGGAGCUGCAGGACUACGUAACCAGGACCUACCCAGAAGACUCUUAUCGGUUAUCCAAGCUGCUGCUGCGUCUUCCUGCCCUCAGGCUGAUAAGUGCAGCUGUCACUGAGGAGCUGUUUUUCGCUGGGCUCAUUGGCAAUGUGCAGAUUGACAGCAUCAUCCCUUACAUCCUCAAAAUGGAGUCCACUGAUUACAACAGCCAGGCAGCCUCCGGUGUGUGACACCCUGUGGCAUUUGUAACAGCAACAUCGGACUGUGAAAAAUCUACAGCCAAUCAUGCGGAGAGCUCAGUAGACCGGUUACGGAAAGGUCAUAACAAACUGUAUUUAUGACAAAGCAUCCUAUGUGGAUUCUGUUUUCACUCUUACUUUGCUCCGACUUCUGACUCCUCAGUAACCAGUCAGUAGAGUUCAGCUCACAAAGAGGAUAAAUAAAAAUCAACUCCACUGGCAAUCAAGCCCGCCGGUACCUGCCCAUUCAGGAAUCAACCCUUAAAACCUGCAUAGUAGAUUGUGCUUUUUAUUGUACAUUGUAUUUUAUGCUUCAUCGCCUUCAAGCCUUUCCUUUUUCUGCAGCUCGUUUGUACUUUGAAGGAAUCAGUCUAGUUUGGUUUUCACCGCUUUCCUACAUGGUCAUGCUUUUUUAUUUUAUAGUAAUCAUGAGGAAAAAAAAUGUCAAAAUGUGAAUUGAUUUGUGAGAUGUUAUAAGUAAAGGGUAUAACCUUUUAUUUCUCAUUUGUUUGCCAAUCCAAAGGAUGGGCAGCAUCACUUGUCAAAUAUUUGAGAUGGUAUGGCUCUGGGUUACCAAUGUAUAUAUAUUUGUAUAUAGAAUGCACCAAGAAGGCUAUAAAGGGCAGCACUUCGUAAUUUGUGGAUUCCAUCUUUUUGGAUAAAAAAUAAUGUGGACGGAAAAUACUGAUCAUGUCAUUUGGAAAUAAAACAUCUCUCAGUCA
Stegastes partitus (bicolor damselfish) is the source of this 2730-nucleotide messenger RNA. RefSeq names its product nuclear receptor subfamily 2, group C, member 1 (gene nr2c1). Gene Ontology annotation, biological process: regulation of DNA-templated transcription. Gene Ontology annotation, molecular function: sequence-specific DNA binding; DNA-binding transcription factor activity; zinc ion binding. The record is from RefSeq and is a predicted model, not a curated record. Bases 164 to 1999 code for a protein of 611 amino acids. NCBI's taxonomy places the organism in Eukaryota, Metazoa, Chordata, Actinopteri, Pomacentridae. The transcript has 14 exons.